AGGCAAAAACAAGUGGUCGGAAAGUCGAUUACUUUCUUACAAAAUCUUCACUAACACAAGCUUUUAGGGAGAAAUAGCAAAAAGCUAUCAAUCCGCCAUAGCCGAGCUUCCUUCUUUCUUUCUUUUUUUACUUGUUUCGUUUCUUAUACCCUUGAAAAAUCCUUCAUUUCUCUAGAUAAUGAACCCUCAAGUUAAUAAUGACCGGAAGGAGUUUCCGGUAGAUCCCACGGCAUCCAGAGGAGGAGGCAAUGGUGGUGGAGGUGCGAGGUACAAGCUGAUGUCACCGGCUAAGCUUCCGAUCUCGAGGUCUACCGACAUCACUAUUCCUCCUGGGCUGAGUCCCACUUCGUUUCUGGAAUCUCCCGUUUUCAUCUCCAACAUCAAGCCUGAACCUUCCCCUACUACUGGUUCUUUGUUCAAGCCACGACCAGUGCACGUUAGCUCAAGCUCUUAUACAGGAAGGCCAUUCCACCAGGACAGCACCUUCCCCGAGCAAAACUCCAGUGAAUUUGAGUUCAGACCUCCUGCAUCCACUAUGGUUUAUGCAGAGCUUGACAAGCAUAGAAGUGAGCCAGCAGUUCAAUUUCAAGGCCAAGGCUAUGGAUCCUCACACUCACCUUCUUCGAUCAGUGAGGCUGCAGCUAACUCAAGUGAGCUAAGGCGGCCAACUCAAAGCUCAGAUAUUCCGGCCGGAUCUGAGGUAGAUGAAUCAGUCCAGGCAUCGCAAGAUGACCCGAGGGGAAGUGCGCCAUCAGUAUUGGCGGAUGAUGGUUACAACUGGAGAAAGUAUGGUCAAAAGCAUGUCAAAGGGAGUGAAUUCCCGCGGAGCUAUUAUAAAUGUACACAUCCUAAUUGCGAAGUGAAAAAAUUAUUUGAAAGGUCUUAUGAUGGCCAGAUCACAGAUAUUAUUUACAAGGGUACGCAUGACCAUCCUAAACCUCAACCUGGUCGACGAAACUCUUGUAGUCUUGGUAUGUCUGCACAAGAAGAGAGAGUAGGUAAGCAUCCUCCAAUGACAGACAAGAUUUCACAUAUUCUCCUUGACAGUAUCUAUAACUUCAUCUGUUCCUUCUUCUCUUUAUUUAUGAAUACAGAGAAGAGCGUGUACAACUUGGCACAAGCCAUUGAGCAAGCUGGUAACCCUGAAGUACCUCUUACAACUGAGGAUGGUGGAGAAGUUGCAGUGUCAAAUAAGAGUAAUGAUGACCAGGAUGAAGAUGAUCCAUAUACAAAACGGAGGAGGUUGGAUGGGACCAUGGAAAUAACUCCACUUGUGAAACCUAUCCGGGAGCCUCGAGUUGUUGUUCAAACUCUGAGUGAGGUUGACAUACUUGAUGAUGGUUAUAGGUGGCGUAAGUAUGGGCAGAAGGUCGUAAGAGGAAACCCAAAUCCCAGGAGCUAUUACAAGUGCACAGCUCCUGGAUGCCCAGUGAGAAAACACGUGGAGCGGGCAUCACAUGAUCCGAAAGCUGUUAUAACAACAUACGAAGGCAAACACAAUCACGAUGUCCCCACUUCAAAGUCUAGCAGCAAUCAUCAUGACAACCAGCCUCGGUUCAGACCAGGUGAAACAGACACCGUCAGCCUCAAUCUUGGUGUUGGAAUCUCGUCUGAUGGACUUGACCACACUUCCAACGAGCGUCAGCAUCAGAAUCAACAACAACUCAUCAACCAAACUCACCCAAAUGGAGUCGGUUUCAGGUUUGUUCAUGCUGCUCCCAUAGCAUCGUACUAUGCUAGCUUAAACGGCGGUUUGAAUCAGUAUGCACCGAGAGAAACUCAGAACGAGACUCAAAACGGUGACAUCUCGUCUUUGAACCAUUCUUCUUACCCGUAUCCGCAUAACAUAGGGAGAAUACAGUCUGGUCCUUAGAAGACAAAGGAAGCGACAGUAAUGGAUUCUUCUUAGGUUAGGAUUGGAAUGAGACAUUGUUCUAUAUGAUUCAUGUCUCUCUCUCUACUGCAGAGAGCUGAUCUUGAUUUGAAAAUAUUAUAACCACCAUAUAUAUUUGUAUGUGUCACCUGUUUUGAGUUCCAAGGAUGUGUUGUAAAAAUACAGUAUGUUGAAUGCUUUUUUUGAAAAACAAGAAACAGCAAUAUGUUAUUAA
Messenger RNA from Brassica napus (rape), 2108 nucleotides. Its product is annotated as probable WRKY transcription factor 20. The transcript is spliced from 5 exons. Gene Ontology annotation, biological process: regulation of DNA-templated transcription. Gene Ontology annotation, molecular function: DNA-binding transcription factor activity; sequence-specific DNA binding. The record is from RefSeq and is a predicted model, not a curated record. Bases 179 to 1873 code for a protein of 564 amino acids. NCBI's taxonomy places the organism in Eukaryota, Viridiplantae, Streptophyta, Magnoliopsida, Brassicales, Brassicaceae.